Molecule: messenger RNA, 888 nt
Organism: Alternaria novae-zelandiae
Lineage: Eukaryota; Fungi; Ascomycota; Dothideomycetes; Pleosporales; Pleosporaceae
Exons: 1
Coding region: 1-888 (295 amino acids)
Source: RefSeq, a predicted model, not a curated record
AUGGCCCCCAAGACCACCAAGAGGCGCAAAAUGCGACCUUACGAGAGAAAGGCACUGAUCAUCGAACAACUGGGCUUCGGUCGGCAGCAAGCGAUCAGAGACUGGCGCGCGAGCGAUCUAGUGAAGCCGCACUGGGAAAGAUUCAGCAAACACUUCCUGGAUUCGUUUCUCUCCAAAUCCGGCAAAAAGGAUACAAAGUUCGUUCACGUCUACACUCGGAUGAUCAACGGCGAGAAGCAUGGCGCGAGGACGUUCUCCGCCCGCAUCAACCGACAGUACACUACCGAUAUCGACUGGCAUGCAUGGCUUUUGUAUUGCCUUGUCGACCAAAACACGAAGGACAGAAAUGGUUGUUUCUACGCAAAGAGGCUUGAGGAAUUGGCAACAUACCGAUACAUGUGGGACUUCAUCGCUUUCGAGAAACGACAGCGCGCACGGGGCAAGGGCAAAGGCAAAGGCACUGCCAGUUCAUCAAAGACCGCACCAUCCUCGUCCAGACAACUAGACCUCCUCGAAGCUACCUCAUCUGAGGAUGCUUAUGAGCAUCGCCUCCAUCCCGACGAAGGUGUUGCCAGCAUCUUCUGGGUCAAAGGUAUGCCGGAAGCCUUAGAAGAUGAAGUAGCAUCCAUCAAAGCAACCGUCAAGGGCUUCUGUGGUUACACUGAAUCUGAGUUCGAAAGAGCGGUCAUGGACGCCUUUGAUCUACGUAGCCACCGGCAGAUUGUGGUGGAGUUGGAGGCCACAGGGGGUUUGACGUACAUCGGCGCUCAGUACUUCGCGCACAGAGAUGGGAAAAAGGUCAUUUUCAUGUUGACCACCAGGGAAGUAGCCAACGAAGAAGAGAUGAAGCCAGUACCGUUGCUUCUACAAAGGGUGCGAAUGAGUUAA